Molecule: messenger RNA, 2877 nt
Organism: Rotaria sordida
Lineage: Eukaryota; Metazoa; Rotifera; Eurotatoria; Philodinida; Philodinidae
Source: the annotation of a GenBank genome assembly
AUGAGCGCACCUCGAACACCAACAAAAUCAGCUGGUUCAAAAGAAAGUGAAUCGAGAAAUUCUCGAGGUUCAAUUGGUCCAGCUGGUACACCACCAAUAGGUAGUGGUAAACGUCGUAGUACUGCUGGUUCUCAACUUGGUUCACCAGUUGCUCGAUCAGGUACUGCAAGUGUUGCUUCACCAUCAGGAACACGUGAUAAACUUAAUUCAGCUACUCUUAAACAAAAUGCAACUAGUCCAGUACCAGCAGUUAAAUCAGCAACAGAACGAGUAGAAAUUGCAGAAAAUGCUCAAUUUUUACCAUCUGGUAUUCAUACAAUUUUUAUAUCAUCAGCAACUCAACAAGCAAUGCAAUUAUGUGUUGAUGAAGAUUUAACACAAGAAAAUAAUGCAAAAAUGAUUGAUAAAGAAAUUCUUUUAAAUGAUAUACAAACUAAUGGACAAGGAUCAAAUUUUUAUGAAUUUCAACAACAAAUACAGAAUUAUCCUGAAAAUGAAAUAGCUAUUAUUUAUGAUUAUGAUUAUUUUUAUUCACAAAAUUUUCUUAUAUGUUUUGAUCCAAAAUUAAAGAAAUUUAUUGAAAAUCCACCUGUUACAUUACCAAUACAAGAAUCUGAUGAAGUUGAACAAUAUGUUCCACCUGUACCGAAAAAAUGGAUAUCACUUGGAAGUGAAGUUGAAAUUGACAAUGAACGUUUAAUACUUAAUCGAUCACUUAAAUCUUUUAAAAUUAAAGUUCCAACUCGUAUAUCAACAACAUUAACACCAAAUGAAAAAUUUAAAGAUGUAGAUCCUGAUAUUGAUCGUAAAAAAAAUUUUAUUAGCAUUGAACAAUAUGAUGAUAAACAAUUUGAUUUAAGAAAAAUGGAACUUGAUCUUGCUAUUCAGGCAGCACCUGAACAUCGUGAAAAUUUUUCACAAACAAUUUGGCGUUAUCCAAAAAAUCAAUGGACUCAAUAUGAAGCACGUUCAUUUACUGAAGAUGAAAAAGCUAAAUCUAUGACAGAUCCAGAAUUAAUAAAUAUGGUUGUAACUUCGAAAGAUUUAUUUAAAGAAGCACUUCAACAAAAUAUUAUUCAUGAUCCAUUUUAUAUUGAUUGGAAUGAACUUGGUGGUAAUCUUGAUGGUUUAGGUGGUCCAGGUGAUUCACAUCUUAAAGAAUAUCAAUCAUUUUCAUCUAUAAAACAAUCUCGAGAUAAAAUUGUUACUUGUGUUCAAUGGCAUCCAACGUUACGAGGUAUUAUUGCUGUAUCACUUGCUGCUGGACAAGGUUUUGAUGAACGAACAGAUAAUCUUAGUCGAAUAAAUACAUCACCACCAUUGAUUCUUAUUUGGUCAUUUGUUGAUCCAAUUCAACCAAAAUUAUAUUUAGAAGCACCAGAUGAUAUUCAAUGUUUUCAAUUUUCACCUACAGAUCCACAUAUUAUAGCUGGUGGUUGUGUUAAUGGACAAAUUGUAAUGUGGGAUAUAAAAGAAUAUGAAGAACGUAUUAGAAAUCCACGUGGUGAUCAUCGUGAUAAAGAUUUAUUUAUUCCUGGCUUUGAAGAUGAAAAUUUUUUUCAAACACCACAUAUUCGUUUUUGUGCUGUGUCAAGUAUUGAACAUGGUCAUUCAGAACCUAUUACAGAUCUUCAAUGGAUUCCUGAUCAUUAUCAAGUAACAGCACAAGGUUUACCAACAGAAAAUCUUGCUAUGAAUUGUUCUCAAAUAAUGACAUGUGCAUUUGAUAAUCAAGUUCUUUUUUGGGAAACACGAGUACCACGUGCUGGUGUUAAACCAUUAUCAAAAAAAGAACGAGAAAUUAUUAAUCCAAUGGGUGUUCCAUUAACAUUUAAACAUUUAGAUCUUAUUUGGAAACCAUUUCUUCGUGUAACAUUACAAAGUCCUGAAACUGGUACAGUUGAGUUUGCUCCACGAAAAUUUUCAAUACGUGAAACUCAAGGUGAUCGAGAUGUUUUAAAUCAAGAAGACAAAGAAUUAUUUGAAAAGAAAAAAGAUACUAGUCUUGGUCAAUUUGUUAAUCCACUUGAUGAUCCAAAUAAAACUUUAUCACAAGCAAAAGCAAAAGUUCUUCAAAAUGUUGAUACAUUCUUUUAUAUUGGUACUGAGGACGGUCAAUUAGUUUAUCAAGAUUGGAUGCCACAAAAAGAUCAAGAUUCAACGAAAUUUUUUACUCCAAAAGCAGCUUGGUCAACUAUUGUUGUUGAUGGUCCUGUUGUUGCACUUAAACGUUCACCAUUUUUUAAAGAUGUUAUAUUAGUUGCCGGUGGAUGGAUGUUUCAAAUUUGGCGAGAAAAAAUUCAUUCUGGUUCACUUUUACAUGCAGCACCAUUGAAAGAAAAAAUAACUGAUGUUGAAUGGUCUCCAACAAGACCAGGUGUUUUCUAUAUAUCAAAACAAAAUGGUAGUAUUGAUAUUUGGGAUAUAAUUGAUCGAACACAUGAUGCAUCAAUAUCUCAAUCUAUAUCAAGUUCAUCUGUAACUUUUCUUAGUAUAAAAGUUAUAUCAUCUAAACAACAACUUUUAGCAGCUGGAGAUAGUAAUGGUACACUUCAUAUACUUGAAGUACCAUGGGCAUUACGACAACCAGUUAAUCAAGAAUUAAAUUUGGUUACAAAUUAUCUUGAACGUGAAACUGAACGACGUGCUUUUGUUAAACAUCGAUGGGAUUUACGUGAAGAAGAAAAACGUGAAAAAGAACGUUUAGCAACUAUGAAAGCUGGUAUUGCACCAAGUCAUAUUUCAACACAAGAAGAAAUCGAUAUACGAAUGAAGAGUGAAUAUAAUGAAUUUCUUCAAUUUGAAUUUGGUGUUUUACGUGAAAUGGGUUUACGUGAUGAAAAUGAAGCACCUACCGUUACACCAGCCGCAACUUAA